Molecule: messenger RNA, 5932 nt
Organism: Desarmillaria tabescens
Lineage: Eukaryota; Fungi; Basidiomycota; Agaricomycetes; Agaricales; Physalacriaceae
Exons: 18
Coding region: 124-5829 (1901 amino acids)
Biological process (GO): positive regulation of Rho protein signal transduction; intracellular signal transduction
Molecular function (GO): calcium ion binding; guanyl-nucleotide exchange factor activity; protein binding
Source: RefSeq, a predicted model, not a curated record
GUGGAAGAGGUCGUUCGGUGAGUUCGUUUUUGGAAAUAGUGUGACUGUGUCACAAAUGUGACAAGCACCGCCGCGCGCUGUGCUUGCAGGUUCUUUGCGUCUUUAUCCUUCCCUUCCUCAGCAAUGGCGCAAUGGGGUCAAGGCCAGCCUGGAUUCCAGUAUCCCAUGCAGACUGGAUACCAGCCAACGAACCCUCAAUUCCAGCAGAACCCGCAAUUUCAGCAGCCUAAUCAGCAGCCGUUCCAGCAAAACCCGCAGUUCCAGCAACCCCCUUCUCAGUUCCAGCCUGGUUAUGGACAACAGUCAAGCGGCAUACUGCCACAGAGGACGGGAUAUCCUGGACCUCAGGGUAUGCAGCCUCAGCAGACGGGUUUUCCUGGGAAUGGCCUUAUGCAGACUCAGCCGACAGGAUAUCCUGGACCAGGAAGCAAUUUCUCGUCAGGUCUUCGACCAGCUCCGCCACCACCUGUUCCGCCCAUACCUCCUCAGUAUCAGCCGAAUCAGAGCAGCUUUCUACAGCCACAGCAGCAGCAGCAAAAUCGUGGCUUUCUGAGCCCGUCGCCUGGGAUGGGAGGUCCUGGCUUGUCUGCUAUCCAGCCCCAGCAAACGGGUUUCCCUGCUGCGCGUCCUCUGGUGCCACAGGUCACAGGAUAUAUGGAUCCACGCUUGCAAAUGAUGUCUAGCACGUUCUUGCCGAUGAAUCCAUCUACUCCGUAUAGCGCCGGUGGUGCCCCUCAGCUACCGUCACAGAUACUGCCAGGAGGUUUAUCCCUGCAGCAGUCGUUCCAACAGCACAAUCAAGAGGUGAAAGGCACUGCUGCCCCUCGAGUCCCAUGGGCACUGUCAAAGCAAGAAAAGAAGAAUUACGACAAUAUCUUCCGGGCUUGGGAUACACAUGGUGAUGGCUUUAUCAGUGGGCAGACGGCGUUGGAUGUAUUUGGGCAGAGUGGACUUUCAAAAGAUGAUCUUGCCCGAAUAUGGACCCUGGCCGACGUUGACGACCGAGGAAAACUGAAUAAGGCAGAAUUCCAUGUCGCAAUGGGUCUCAUCUAUCGAAAGUUAAAUGGAAAUGAAAUUCCUGAACAGCUUCCUCCUGAACUCGUUCCGCCUUCCCAUCGUGAUCUCGAUAGUUCUGUUGAUUUCCUCAAGGGGGUGCUAAAAAACGAGACUCGAUCACGAUCUCCAAGCAGCAUCGACUUGCCUGUAUCGCGGCUGAAGGACCGCUCAUUUACCGGCUCUUCUGCCCUUGAUUCUGGUAGGGAUGCAACUAUCUACAGACACUCAGACAACGAGUCUCCCGGCGGCGUUUAUCACCCACGUAGCCGCCACAUAAACCGUGAUAACGUUAGGUCACGAAAUGACACUGGUCCAUCGGCUGACCUUGCCGAUGUAAAGAACAUGCUCGCAAACACUGCGCAGAUGCUUGAUCGUGCGGCCGAAGCUGAUUCGGCCAGGACGGCGGAAGAUGAGGCUCUGGACAGAGAAAUGGAGGAUCUGAAAUACCGUGUUAAGAGGGUGGGAGAUGAUCUCGAUUACGUUUCGCGCGGACCAAGGACCGCUGCUAAGGAUGAGGAAAGGAGAAAACUGGAAAGGGAGUUGUUAUCGUUAAUGCAUGAAAGAGUACCAGAAGUCGAGAGAAAGAUCAAGGCACGGGACGAGCGCAAAGAAAGAGAGAAGCGACAAUGGGCGCGAGAUCGAGACGAUUUGAAUCGGAAGUUUGGUCGAUACGACGACAAAGAUGAUUCAUAUUCUUCGUCUCGGAGGUAUGACGAUGAUCGCGAUCGUCCAUAUUCUCGUGGCUCGUAUAGGCGGGAUUACGAAGAUGACUAUCGGCGUCGGACGCCCUCGCCUCGCGAUGGGAGAGAUAGGGAUUACGACCGUCCUCGCACUCCAGCUGCUGCUGCUGCUGCUGCUCGUUCGCCUUCUCCUGCUACUCCAUCUGUAACGGUCACCAGCUUACCUUCGGCUGCCAGGGCGCCACCAUCGCCUGCUCCAGCGAAGAAGAACAUGACUCCGGAGGAGCGCCAAGCCUUCGCCCGUGCUGAAGCUCAACGGCGCAUUGAAGCGCGCAAAGCUGCCUUGGGUCUUGUAGCAACUCCGUCUCCUGCUCCAAUCGAUACCACUGUGGAAGACCGACUACAACAAGAGAAGAAAGAAGCCGAGGAGAAGGCCAGAGCUGCGGAGAAGGAGGCAGAAGAAAGAGAAAAUUUGCGCAAGGAACGUCUUCAGCGUGAAAAGGCUUUGAAGGAGGAAGCCUCGGCUCCUGCGCCGCCUGUUGUUUCUCCUCCUGCCGCUAAAGCCCCUCCCCCACCACCGACGCGUGCGAAAGUUGCGCCGCCUGCGCCUAAACCCAGAGGUACUGCCCCCGCCCCGCCCCCUCCACGAGCUCCGGCGGCUCGUCCACCUGCUCCCGUAAUCAUCCCUCCUGCACCUGCACCACCACUCCCUCCUGCAGUUCCCGAGGUUGACCCAGAAGAGGAAGCUUUCCGUGCUCGUGAGGAGGCUAUCAAGAAGCAGCGCGAAGCGCGCGCUGCGAGGCUGAGACAACUUGAGCAGGAGGAGGAAGAAGCUCGACUGGAAGAAGAAAGAUACCAAGCUAAACUUCAAGCUUUCAAGAAUAAGCCAGCGCCGUCGCCAGUAGUUGCGACACCUCCUCCUGCACCUCCUGCACCCGCACCUCCAGCGCCCCCAGCGCCCCCGGCACCUCCCGUUGUCUCUCCGCCUGCCACGUUCGCUGGUCCUUCUACCCCGGCGGUUCAAACUCCCGCUGAAAAGCCUGAUACUAAUCCUUUCAGCCGUCUCAUAAAAGGAGGUGGCGCAACUGCGGCAGCAUCCCCAGCGACAACGAGUUCUGGUAGCAAUCCAUGGGGCCAGCCCGCCGCCUCUGUCAGUCCUCCUGUGGUAGUCCCGACGCCGCCGCCUGCAGUUCGCUCUCCCAGAAGUCCCGGCCCGGUCCCAGUCAAAACGCCUUACAACACCGCACCUCCAAGUACUUCUUCCAUUGGCGAUGAUUGGGAUGUCAUUAAAGAAAACUCGGACAGCGACGACGACAGUAGCGAUGACGAAAUUACCAAGUCUCGGAGUGCGAGGAAUGAUAUCGCUAGUAAAUUGUUUGGCAGUUUGCUUCCUAGGCCUCAAUCGGCAGCUGCUAGUCCCGAUUCAGGCCCAGCAUCGUCCCCAUCAUCUCCAGCUCCCGAUCGGGGUGUUACGUCUCCGCCUGCACCUCCGCCUCCAGGCCCGCCGCCUCCGCCUGCACCGCCAGCUGCGCCUGCCGCUCCUCCUCCUCCCGCGGCUGCCGCUCCAUCCUCGGGUCCAGGCGACGUCGGCGCCCUCAUGCGCUCCAUCCAGGGUGGGAGGAAGCUUCGAGCGACGAAGACGGUGGACAAGAGUGGACCACCAGUUGCUGGUAGGGUCAUUGGUGAUUCAGCUCCUCCUUCGCACAUCAACACUGUUGUACGAGCACCGUCUCCGCCUCGUAUCAAUACUUCUCUUCCUGCAGCUGUACCUGCAUCCACUCCUAUGGAUCCUGAGCUGUCGGGUCAGUCUAAUCGACAGUCCGUCGAUUGGUAUGCCGGUCUUGCGACUGAGGCAGGAAACCCAGCCGAACACCUUCCUGCGACGCGCGAAGAAGAUGAGAUCGACGUAGCACCUCCCACUCCUGUGCCUGUUAUCCAGGUCGAAGACGAUCCGCUGGCAGAUAUUGACAAGUCCCAAGAGCUUCGUGUUCGAACAUUGUAUGCAUACGUUGCGGAUGGUCCGGAUGAUUUAAGUUUCGAUGAGAAUGUUAUUCUGAAGGCUAAUCCUUCAAAGACUGAUGGUGACUGGUGGUUCGGCACCAUCGUGACCACUGGGAAGUCAGGUCUGUUCCCUCGUACCUACGUUGAGCCGACGAAGUUCGUCACAGCCAAAGCUUUAUACACGUAUACAGGCAAUGGCUCUGAUGAGCUAUCCUUUUCUGAAGGAGACAUGAUUAACGUUGUCGACGACAGUGAAGAUGUAUGGUGGAAGGUGGAACACGAUGGCACGGUGUUCCUUGCACCCGCUGAUUACCUAGAGGUCGCUGAGGAUCCUGAUCGUACUCUGAUUGCACCGGUCUCCGACAUCGCGGCCGUUCAAAGCUCAGUUGAAGUGAAAACCAGCCAGCCGAAACUUGAUUCUACGGGCGAUCUUGGGACUGAUACGAGUGGCGACGAUACUGACACUAAUACUGAGGCCGAAGGUUCCGACUACUUAUCAUUCGACGAAAGCGACAUAGAAGACACCUAUCCUGAAACCAAGGCUGAACGCGAAGCCCGUGAACACGAACGACAACUGGUCUUAGAAGCUGCUGGUCUCAUUGUCAAACAGGAUGUGAAACCUCCUCCGAGACCUCCCCGAAAACCAAAGUCUGGCAAACGUAGACCUCCUCCUCUUGCUCCUGAACGCUUGUCUACCAACACGUCGACGUCUUCGCUGAAGGACCUUCCGCCCGUCCCACCUACCGAAUCAGAGACGUCGGCGCAUCUCAAUGAUGCGUUCGAUAGAUACGAGGCAUUUCGGUACACCCACGCUGAUGCUAAUAGGAUGUCGGUAGCCUCCAUGGAUUCAGCUCCUCCAAGCUCGCCUACGAUCUCCACUAUCUCGCAGACACCCUCGAAAGAAGGAGAGAGUCGAUACUCCAGCAUCAUGCACUUUUUGGGACGCAAGUCGCCAGAAACGGAGAAGCGUUUGGUGAUAUCAGCUCCGAUACUCAAUUCCCCCGAAACCGAGUUCAGCAGGUCUGCUAGUCCGGCGUUUGGAAGUUCAUGGGCCAGUCUUGUGGAUAAAUCUGCACUUGAAGGGAUUCCAUCAAAGGAACGACGCCGACAGGAGGCUAUAUUUGAACUCAUUGCAACAGAGACUGCAUAUGUACAUGAUCUGCAGCUCAUCGUCGAGCACUUCUAUUCGAACGUGCUAUCACUCCUGGAUAUGAAGGCAGUAACGGUAGUUUUUGCGAACGUGGAAGACAUUUUGAUAAUCAACACGACAUUCAUGAGUGCUCUGGAGGAGCGUCAGAAAGAUUGUCGGUUGUACAUCGAUAAAAUUGGAGACGUUUUGCAGAGUCAUAUGUCAAAUAUGGCCGUGUAUAUGGAAUACUGCGUCAACCAAUCGAAUGCCAUCAAAGUGUUGCAGUCAUUGCGCGAUUCAAGACCUGACCUUGCUGCUCAGUUACAGCGCCUUCGAGACGAUCCUGCGGCUCGCAGCCUCGACCUGUCAAGUUAUCUGCUCAUACCCAUGCAGCGAAUAACGCGGUAUCCGCUUCUUGUCAAGCAAAUCCUUCAUUAUACCGAGCCCGGCGGAGACGAACAUAUAGCAAUCACUGAAUCCUUGAGGGCUGCAGAGAGGAUCUUAGCUCACAUCAACGAAACCAUCCGCGAGCAGGAGGGCCGCGAGACGCUUAGGGAGAUUUCUCAGCACUUGUGGAUUGGCCAAGGUAGUCGGCUGGAUUUGACGGCUCCCACUCGGUAUAUGGGUGCACGAAUACUCCUCAAGGAUGGGAUUCUGUGUAAAGCCAAAAGCGGUCGGAGAUUACACGCGUUUCUGUGUAGUGAUACGUUGGUAUUGACCGACGCGACGGCAAAAAACUUGUAUCGGAUGCCCAUAUCGCUAUCAGAAGCGCGACUGAAAGAUGGAAACGAUGAUUUUUGUUUCCAGAUCGCAUUGCCAUAUCCUCGAGGUGGGGAGGCCGUUGGACUCCGAGCGUCAUCAGUUCGUGAAUGCCAAUUAUGGAUGCAGGCAAUCGAGUCGGCUAGCCGAAAGUGCCUUGAAGCGGAAAAAAGAGCGUCUCGUAGAAUCAGCAAGGCGCAUUGAGGAAGCACGUACAUUAAAGCUAUCUACUAAUUUGAACUGGAACUUUUGGAAUGGACAUUUUCAAGCUACUACUACCUGUAUAUACCAAACUCUCGUUUUACUU